Molecule: messenger RNA, 1902 nt
Organism: Paramecium tetraurelia
Lineage: Eukaryota; Ciliophora; Oligohymenophorea; Peniculida; Parameciidae
Exons: 4
Biological process (GO): transmembrane transport
Cellular component (GO): membrane
Molecular function (GO): transmembrane transporter activity
Source: RefSeq, a predicted model, not a curated record
AUGCAAGAACAAUAGGAAUAGCGAAAAUCCACAGAUCUCAUUUGUUUCUGGUUAUUUAGUUUAUUCUAAGGAUUUUUCUUCUGUGUUACCAUAUAUGCAUUAUUGAAUGGAAAUCCAAACAAACUUGGAUUACCUUUUGAUCCUGAUCGUAAGCAAUUUUAUUCAAAUUUUUAUAUAGAUUCUUCUUGUGGUUUUGAUUUAGAAUAAUACAAAUAUAUAUACUUUACUACACCUUCAAAAAAUUUCUUGUAAAGGACUGUAUGUUUGAGUGAAUGUCCAAACAAGUAAUAAAUAUGUAGCACUAAACUGCUAUGCUCUCCAAAUUCCAUAGUAAAAUCAUGUCAAAUAAAUCCAAGUGUAACCAAUAUUAGUGAAUCUAUAUUAGCUUAUCCUUCAGAAGCAUACAAUAGUUAAAUAUGCUUACCAAAAAAUCCAGAUUACUUAAAUGAAAUAAAAGAAUAUAUUGUUCCUAGUUUCAAUCAACGACUUGGUUCAGGUUUGAGAGAUUUGAAAUGGGUAAUAUUAGGAAUUUCUUUGAUAUCAGUUAUUAUUAGGUAAUAAUUCAUGUUGACUAAAAUAGUCACACAUAUUUUUUGGGGUUAUUUUUUGAUUAUUGUACUCAGUUUAUUCUCUUUAUGUUUUUUGAGUGCCUAGCAAUACUAUUAAUCAUAAGAAUAAUUACUAUUAGAUCAAUAACUUGAGAUAAAUAAAUUGAUAUCAUUUGCUAAUUCCCUCGAGAUAUGUUAAAAAUUAUACUAAAUAGUUAUAAUAAUUUCUAUCAUUGCUAUAAUCUUAAGUAUUAUCUAUGCAAUAUAUCUAAAAUCAUAAACAAUUUUAUUGAAUUCAUUCAUCAAAGUAGGUGGGGAUUUUAUUAAAUCAAAUAUAACAUGUAUAAUUGCUCCUUUUGUAGGUGCAGUUAUAAUCAUGUUAUAUUCAUUUGUUUGGAUUGAAUAGCAAUUGUAUUUAUUGUCAAAUCUGAAAACUCAGGAUAUCAAAUAUCCAUAUUUUUAGUUGAAUUUUGCUUCAGGAGACUAAGCAUUGAUUGUUAUGAAUUUUCUCAUCUACAUUUGGACUCUUGUAUUUAUUCUAGGUUUGAUCGAAUUCUUAACAAGUGGUAUGGUCUGUGAAUGGUACUACUAACAAGGAAAUAGAGUAAACUUUGAGAAGAAAAACGUUUUAUCAAACCUAAUUAAAUACCACAUAGGAUCAGUUGCUCUUGGGUCGAUGUUAAUUACAACUUUUAAAUUUAUUAAAUAGAUAUUAAAUACAACAAAAUUGUGUUAGGGAUUUUAAAAUAGAAUACUGUAUGCUAUAUCAAAACACAAUUACGUGAUUAUGAAUAUUUAACCUAAUCAUUUUUUAGAUUGCGGCAUAAUCGUUAGAGAAUUAAUUAUAAAGGAGAUUGAUACAUUUAAUAAGAUAGGAGAGUUAGGUUAGUCAUUCUUGGAAAUAUCACGUUUGAGUAUGGCAUUGUUUUGUCAGUCAAUAUGUAUGUUGAUCAUCCAAGAUCACCCAUAUUCGAUUAUUCUGUCUUUAUAUUGCUUUGUGAUUGCAUAUAGCAUUACAAGCUUAUUUAUUUCUAUAUAUGGGUAAUCUUCUGAAGCAAUUUACAUGCUAUAUUUAUACAGUCAGAAACAUUUGAGUCAGGAAGACAACCCUUAAUGUACAAUUGUAAGAUCAUUAUAAUAUAAUUAUAGACUUUAUAAUUAGUGUUUAAUUAGUUAAAUGACGAUAUUAAUCAAAUGUAAUGACGUAUAAUUUUCUAUAUUACAUAUAUUAUAUUGCCUAAUAUAAAUAUAAAAAUGGUUCCUAUCAUCGCAAAGUCGAUAUAUUCAUUCACAUCAUCCAAGUAUGAUAUUACUGUUGUUCCUAAUAAAAUCAGUAAAAAUAUAAAAUCACUGA